This is a messenger RNA of Salarias fasciatus (jewelled blenny), 1191 nucleotides long. RefSeq names its product MAPK activated protein kinase 2b (gene mapkapk2b). Bases 1 to 1107 code for a protein of 368 amino acids. Lineage: Eukaryota; Metazoa; Chordata; Actinopteri; Blenniiformes; Blenniidae. Gene Ontology annotation, biological process: protein phosphorylation. The transcript is spliced from 10 exons. Gene Ontology annotation, molecular function: ATP binding; protein kinase activity. The record is from RefSeq and is a predicted model, not a curated record.
AUGUCUCUGAACUCUGCUCGUUUCCAGCAGCUGUUCGACAAACCUGUGACCAACAGGGCGCUUCAGACCAAACUGAAUGCCAUUACUGACGAUUACACUCUAACUAAUAAGGCGCUUGGCAUGGGAAUCAAUGGCGAAGUGUUGGAAAUUUGCCACAGAGAGAGUGGAGAAAAAUGUGCACUGAAGGUGCUUCAGGAUUGCUCAGAGGCCCGACAGGAGGUGGAACUCCACUGGAGGGUUUCAUCCUGCCCCCGCAUUGUACCUGUAAUAGAUGUUUAUGAGAACCUGCACCACAACAAGAAGUGCCUCCUCAUCGUCAUGGAGUGUAUGGACGGCGGUGAAUUAUUCAGUCAGAUUCAAGACCGAGGGAACCGUGUGUUUACAGAAAGAGAGGCCUCAGACAUCAUGAGGAGCGUCGGAGAAGCCGUACGUUUCCUGCAUUCCAUCAACAUCGCUCACAGAGAUAUCAAGCCAGAGAACCUGCUGUACACGUCCAAAGGACCAGAUGCGCUAAUAAAGCUGACCGACUUCGGCUUUGCCAAAGAAAGCACCGCUUUAAAUUCUUUGGCAACGCCGUGUUUCUCUCCUUAUUAUGCUGCUCCGGAGCUUCUGGGUCCAGAGAAGUACGAUAAAUCCUGUGACAUGUGGUCUCUUGGUGUCAUCAUGUACAUACUACUUUGUGGGUAUCCUCCUUUUUUCUCCUAUCACGGCCUGGCGAUAUCCCCAGGAAUGAAAAGACGGAUUUGUCGAGGACAGUACGACUUUCCCGACCCAGAGUGGUGUGGCGUGUCUGAGGAAGCAAAGCAGCUCAUCAGUCAUUUACUGCAAACCGAACCCACCCAGAGACUCACCAUCAGUGAAUUCAUGAGCCAUCCAUGGAUCAUUCCGUCCGCGGAGCUUCCUCAGACGCCUGGAAACACCAGCCAUGUGCUGCACGAAGAUCCAGAUGAGGGGGAGAAGGUAAAGAAAGAAAUGACAAGUGCUCUGCAAAGGAUGAGAGUGGACUAUGAUCAAAUCAAAAUCAAAACUAUUGAAGAAUCAACUAAUCCUCUCCUUUUGAAGAGACGACAGAAAAGCAAAACUACAGCUGUACAGCAUCCAGACUAGUCAAAUUUUAAUUAAACAUUUUAUUUAGUGUUCCAUGAAGGUCACUUUUACACAGACAGGAAUAUAGAUACAGUUUUAUAGAUU